GCCGCCGCGCCACACGGGAGCCCGGCAGAGCGCGGAGCAGCCGCGCCGCCGCCGCUCCCUCCCCGCCCAGCCGCCCGCCGGCCUCCGCCUCCUCCGGGCUCCUCCGCUCGGGCAGCCCGACCGCCGGGAGCCGGUCCGGGCUCGGGAAGGUGGGCCGGGACCGGCCCCCGAUAUCGAGCGAGGGAGCCGGGAUGCUGCUCUCGAAAAUUAAUUCGUUGGCCCAUCUACGUACCGGGACCGGCGGGGAGCUACACAGCGCUAAACUACAACCCGGGAAGGAGAAGGAGCCGCUGGAGAAGCUGUACCGGGUGGGCCCGCUGCUGGGGAGCGGCGGCUUCGGCACGGUGUACUCGGGUAUCCGCCUCUCCGACAGCAGCCCGGUGGCCGUCAAGUACGUGGCCCGGGAGCGCAUCUCCGAGUGGGGCGAGCUGCCCAGCGGCACCCGUGUGCCGAUGGAGAUCGUGCUGCUGAACAAGGUGGGCUCCGGCUUCCGCGGCGUCAUCCACCUCCUCGACUGGUUUGAGCUGCCCGACAGCUUCGUGCUGGUGCUGGAGCGCCCGGAGCCGUCGCAGGAUCUCUUCGACUUCAUCACGGAGCGGGGGUCCCUGUCCGAGGAGCUGGCGCGGGGGCUUUUCCGCCAGGUGCUGGAGGCCGUGCGGCACUGCAACAACUGCGGCGUCCUGCACCGCGACAUCAAGGACGAGAACAUCGUCAUCGACCUCUCCACCGGCGAGCUCAAGCUCAUCGACUUUGGUUCCGGCACCUUCCUCAAGGACACGGUCUACACCGCCUUUGACGGAACACGGGUGUACAGCCCACCAGAGUGGGUCCGCUACCAUCGCUACCAUGGACGUCCGGCGACCAUCUGGUCCCUGGGCGUGCUGCUCUACAACAUGGUCUGCGGGGAUGUCCCCUUUGAACAGGAUGAGGACAUCAUCCGGGGUCAGGUCUUCUUCCGACGGCGGGUUUCUCGAGAGUGCCAGGAUCUCAUCGUGUGGUGUUUGUCCAUGCGCCCCUCGGACAGGCCAUCUUUGGAGGACGUUUUCAACCAUCCUUGGCUGCAAGGCAUUCACCUGCCCCAGGAGACGGCGGAGAUCCACCUGCACAGUUUGAUCCAAGAGCCCGACAAGUAAGAGCUCCAUGCAUCUCCUGCCCAGAAGAAGCAAAGAAAACCAGAUGACUUCCUUGUGACCGUAGCACUGAGCAGGGCUCAUCAGAUGGGAACACGCACACCUUGUCCUGGAGCUCCGCUGGGGACCUGCUUUUCCAGGCAUUGGUGGACACAUCUUGUCCUGGAGCUCCGCUGGAGACCUGCUUUUCCAAGCACUGGUGGUCACCAUCCAACCCAGCUGUCCUGGCUCCAUGUGAAUGACCCUGUCUUAUUUGAUGUUUUGCCAGUAAAUUGUUUUUUUGGGGGUUGGUUCUGGUUUUGGAGGCUCCCAAGUGUCUUCCCAACCUGCUGAAUUUGGGACUGCCAGAGGAUCAGAGACCUUAUUGCGAGAAAAGCUUCAACGGGGGGAAAACUGACUUGGGGGGAUGGCAGGUACCGCGCCUGAAUGGCCGUCUCUUCUCCGCUGUCACCGUGCUCGAGUGCCUUCAGUUGCGAUCUGGGCUGUGCUGGAGGAAAGACUUGAAUUUUCCUACACUGCUGCUUUUCCAAGACUCGCCUGGCUGUAGAGUUCCUUUUUCCCUUUUCAAAGAGAAAACGGGUCAGAAGAUGCUUGGGAGCCAAGCGGGCGCUGCCUCGCCUCCCGUGCCUCCAUCUCGCCUGGAUUUUCUGGGCUUCUUUGCUUCCCUGUGCCCUCACAAAUGCACAAACAAUGCAAACCAACAGAGCUGUAAAUGUGUACAAAGUUCUAUAGGAGCAAAGCUUGAAGUACAGUUGUUCAUAGGGAUAACAUUUUACCUUGUUUCUUUUUUUUUUUUUCAGUUUUUCGUUUUUAAUUUAUUUUCAUGAAUUUGAUGUUGUGUUUUGCUUUUUGUUUUUUGUUGUUUUUUUUUUUUUUUUAAGGAAGAGUUCUAGCCGGUAGGGUAACUUAUUUAUUUAUUUAUAAUUCACGUGGGUUUCCAGCCCGCGCCUUGCUUCUACAGCUGCUGAUCCCCCGGUUUUCCAUUCGGCUCUUCCCUCUGUGUCUGUCUUGUGUCCGUCCCCGGGCCCGUAGCGUUUCUGGCGGAGGUGCGGAGCGUUUGCCUGCUCCCCAGCUCCCCGUGUACAUAGUUCUGGGUGCUGUUGUUUCCUUGCCACGUGCAGAUCUCCGUUUGCAGAUGAGUUUGGGUUUUUCCCCAUGGGUGUCUUGGCUGGGGCUGGGGAGGGGGGAGCCGGCCCGGGCUGUCCGCGCUGUCGAGUCUUUCCGUGUAACCAAGUGUGUAGCCGGCGGGUUUUUUGUUAAAGAGUUCAUAUUGUACAGGGGAAUUCAGAAAUCUUAUUUUUUUUAUGCGGUUUUAAAUAAAAACAAAAAAAAACCACUCGAUGUGAUGGACAUAUCCCUUUCUUGCGGGGCGGGAUGAAGGAUGCUGCGAGUGUGUCGGGAACCAGUGACAACACCGUGGCUACGAUGGGGACCGCUGGUUUGUCUCCAGCUGAGACAAACUCCAAAGCUCCUACCCAAAGGUUUGCCGAGCGGCGUUCACCAGGACCAGCCAGCCGAAAACACCAUGGGGAAGGC
Molecule: messenger RNA, 2666 nt
Organism: Chroicocephalus ridibundus (black-headed gull)
Lineage: Eukaryota; Metazoa; Chordata; Aves; Charadriiformes; Laridae
Gene: PIM1
Product: Pim-1 proto-oncogene, serine/threonine kinase
Exons: 6
Coding region: 192-1133 (313 amino acids)
Biological process (GO): negative regulation of apoptotic process; protein autophosphorylation
Cellular component (GO): cytoplasm
Molecular function (GO): ATP binding; protein serine/threonine kinase activity
Source: RefSeq, a predicted model, not a curated record